Messenger RNA from Pezoporus flaviventris, 3222 nucleotides. It is a transcript of the gene ARHGAP11A, whose product is annotated as Rho GTPase activating protein 11A. The record is from RefSeq and is a predicted model, not a curated record. Gene Ontology annotation, biological process: signal transduction. The transcript has 12 exons. Bases 45 to 3107 code for a protein of 1020 amino acids. Lineage: Eukaryota; Metazoa; Chordata; Aves; Psittaciformes; Psittacidae.
GAGCGGCUGGGGAGCGAAAGGGCGGGGAGGCGGCGGGCGCUGGGAUGGCGGAGCACAGGCGAAGGGUGGUGCGGCUGGCGGUGCUGGAGGAUCUGCGGGCCUCUUACGGAAUUAAGGUGAAGAGUGGGAGCUGCCUGGAGGCGGCCGUGCAGCCCAGAGCGGCGGCUGCGGAGGGUAAAAUCUUUGGGAUAUCUUUUCAUGCGCUACCACAAUCACUUGUGCCAGAAUAUGGUUAUAUUCCAAGCUUUCUUGUUGAUUCUUGUAAGUAUUUGGAAGAACAUGUUCAGACCGAGGGACUCUUCAGAAAGUCUGGAUCUCUGGCUCGUUUAAAAGCUUUAAAGAGUAAACUGGAUCAAGGUGAAAACUGCCUCUCAGCUGCACUGCCAUGUGAUGUUGCAGGGCUUCUUAAACAGUUCUUUAGAGAGCUGCCAGAACCCAUCCUUCCACCUCACCUGCAGGAAGGCCUUUUCAAAGCUCAGCAGCUAGGAAAUGAGAAGAAAACUGCAACUGUGUUGCUGUCAUGUUUGAUGGCUGACAGAACAAUCCAAGCUUUGAGAUACUUCUUCAACUUUCUGAGAACUGUGUCCCUAAGAUCCAAAGAAAACAGAAUGGAUAGCAGUAAUCUGGCAGUGAUUUUUGCUCCCAACCUCUUGCACUCUAAUGAGAAUGAAAAGAUGUCAGCCAGUACAGAAAAAAGAAUUCGCUUGCAAGUUGCUGUUGUGCAAACACUUAUUGACCAUGCAUCGGAAAUUGGGCAAGUACCAGAAUUCAUCUUGGAAAAGAUUCCUGCAAUGUUAGAUGUUGAUGCCUUUCAAUCUACUCCCUCACUGUGGGGCUAUGAAGAUGGUGAAAAUGAAUCUCCUACUGAAUGCAAGAAGAGGAGGCACCAAAGUGUUGGGGAUAUUGUUAGUGGUGCAUUGAAUAAAUUUAAAUCUAACAGAACACCAUCCACUACACCACAACAAGACAGAAGCGUCCUUUCAUCUGUGACUCCGGUGGUUCUUACUCCAAGUACCAAACGUAAACUUCCAUCUGACUGCUCUCAGGGCUUGUCCAGCAAGAAGAGACGAUCUUUAAAGCAUAGUUUUGCUUUUGAGUUGUUACCAAGUAGCAUUUUCACCAGCAGCUCAACACCAGCAUCAGUUCAUUUUGAAGCAAGCCCAUGUGUGUGUCUUGAGUCAUCACAAAUCUCACUGUCUCCUUCAACUGCUGGUGAAAAUCAUCUGUCUAGUACAGGGAACAGAAGAAGUAAAAGACAUGCAAGCAAAAAAUUAUACAGGGCUGAAUCAGGAAAGACAGGUUGUUUUUCUCCAAAGAUUAGUCGAAAAGAAAUGGUUCGUAGGUCAUUACGCUUGAAGUUUGGUUUGGGAAAAAGCAACAGAGAAAUGAAUAUUGUAUCAGGAUGUGCAGUUGGUAAUAGAUCUGAAAAUAUUGGAAGGCGUCUUGCAAGUCAACAAGGUUUGGAAAACAGAACCGAAUGCGCAAAAAAAGAUGUACUCUUCAGCCCACGUGUCAGUGAAAAAUUCCCUAAGAAAGGUUCAAAGAAUGUGAGCAAGUCAGAAGAAAACUUGCUAACUCCAAAAUGUCACAAUAAAGUAGUUAAUCGAAUGUCAUGGAAUAGUCCUACUGUUGCAGAUUCUCAGGUGAUCAGCAGGAAUGAGGAGAUUCUUCCAGGACACUCUAAAAUGGGAAUCAGUUCUUCAGAAUCCAUUUUGGUAUUUGGAAAGCCACCAUUAAUUCCAGAUGAAUUCAACUCCACAGCUGCAAGCAAACAAGACAACAGCUUGCAACUUAGUGAAGAGGAAAGUAAUUUGACUGCAGAAACACUGCUGAAAGUUAAGCAAGCUUUCUCUGCAUCUGGAAGUAAUCUUCACAAUUUGAGGGGUGAUACAAAGUCUUCCUUCUCAGAUGCAGCAGAUGAAACAUUAAAGGAAACCUUGUGUGUCAGUGGGAUCAGUCCAAAGAAAGAAUUGUUAGCUGAAGAAGUUUCUGAACAUCUAGCGAAUACAAAAUCCAGAGAGAUGUCACACCAAUUUAAUCAAUCUUAUGCUGUUGAUAAACAGCAAUCAAAAAAAGAUGAAAUUAAACUAUUGGGGAAAAGAAACUUCACAACUUCUGUUGAGAUUGAACUUCAAGUCCUGAAGCCAGUUAUAAAAAAUGUAACAGAACUUCCUGUUCCGCAAGUACUGGCCAGGGAAGACAAGUUGGCUGUUCAGAACAGUUCAUCAAAAGAUGACUUAAAUAAUUUAGAUUCCUUUGGAAGAAAAGAGGAAAUAGAAUUAAUGCACUCACAAACAGCUGAAAACUGUGUGGUAAAAUGCUGUAAUGUGGAAGAAGGUACUGCUAAAUUUCCUGUGGCUGGACAGCUUCCUACUUCAGAGUUGCCUAAAUCGCAAACUGAAAUAGGCAACCAAUACUUGCAAGCUGAAAAUUCUGAUAAAACUUUAACUAAGCCAUCAACUGUUUCUGACCAUGGAAAGGUUUCUGACCACAUACAAUGGUUCAACAAACUUUCAUUAAAUGAUCCGCGUUCUGCAAGCAAAACUAAACCACCUCUUAAGUUUCAACGUACUCCUGUUAGACAGUCUGUAAGAAGAAUUAAUUCCUUAUUGGAGGCUAACAGACGAUCUGUAGGCUCUCAGCUGCUUAAAGCGAGUGAGGUUGGUUCACCGCUUGUUAAGUCUUUGAGCUAUGAUUCUGCACUAUUGUCCUGCACAGAAAAGCCCUCAGAAAAUUCUGUGGUGUUGCCACUCAGGAGUGAAAGUACACAUGACCAAGUUUGUGUAUCUCGUAAGCAGCUAGACUUGACAUCCAAAUCAUGUGGCAGGCUGUUAAAUCCAUCAGACAAGCCUGAUGUUUCUGUCAGAACUGCUGGAAUCCACGAACAGAAAGUGACUGUUCAUUCAUCAAAGUCUGUUCUAGAGGAUCUAACCAAUCAGAGACCAGUGAAAUCCAGUUUAAAAGGUAAUGCAAAUAUAAAUAUUCCAGAAAAAUCUACGAUCGCAAGAGGUGCUCCAGGAAAAGAAAGAGUUUGUUACAGAGGCUCUCCAAAGAAUCCAAUAUCUAAAGUGAAACUGCUACCAGCUGCAAAACCUAUAGACUUGUGAGAUCAAAUAUGAUGGUUAAUUUGGCUUAUUGUAACUUGGUUAACCUCUAGAAAAUCUCAAUUUGUAUGAUUAAUGUUUUAGCUCUAUUUGUCGGGUUUUUUCUUUUUUUUUUGGG